GGCGAGGAAGAGGGUGUAUCCACGCUGAUGCGCAGAGCUGAACUCAGCGGGCAUCGCCCAAUACAUCUGGCCAGCUUGCCGAGUUUGCUUGUGAACUUUGGUGCCAUGCUUUCUGGGGCGGUGUGGGGCAUGCAGUGCUGCUGCGUGAGCAGCGCCUUCUGUUUUUUGCCGCCGUGCGUCUCGUGGUGCGCCGAAGCCUCUGCCCCGGUCAUCGCCUGCUCUUUGUCGGGCGUCGCGCGCUCCUGCCCAGGUUGCGCCGUAUGGAGCGUCUUAUGUCCCGUUCCCACGCUGUGUGCCGCGCCAUCGGUCGCCGUGCCGUCGGCCACUGAGCACGCGACGGGCUGGGCUGCCCUGGGAGGACGUCACGCCCAGAGGCAUCUGCGGCCUGGAGGUCGGUAUGUGCCAGUCGCGGUUUUCAAAUGCUUCCGCCAGUUGGGUUGAGCUGUCUCGGGUCAACGCCCCGACUGUAUGUCAUUGCUCGUUCCCUGAUUUAACGGUCAGCCCGCCACCGCGUCCACGGCCGAAGGCGGUCAGCACCAGUUCUGGGCAUCUCCUGCGUGGGCUUCUGCGGCGAGCUCGCUGCAUGUCUGUCGGAGGGAGUGUCCCUCAUGCGUUCCUCCUCGCUCCUCGCCGCUCCUGUCUCUUUCUCUAUCAUGUGCGGGGGCGCCACUUCAUCAUAGCAUGUGUAGUUGUGGUGCACCUCGGCUAAUUGUUUUGUUGGAUAUCACUGGCUCUGUCCGUAUGCUGGUGGUUGCUGUUUCCAGCGUCUUUGUGGACGCCUCGCAGCGAAACAGCCGCUGACUGAACAGCCCGUCGGGGGACCUGCGGAUCUUCGUUUCAUCGGCCAGAACGGGAGCGGGCGUCCUUGUGCUCUUUUCCCCCCCGUUCUCGGCUGGGCACCUGCUGCAGUGCACGAGCCAUCGUACGAGCUGCGCAGUGCAAACGA
This is a messenger RNA of Prorocentrum cordatum, 946 nucleotides long. The record is from the annotation of a GenBank genome assembly. NCBI's taxonomy places the organism in Eukaryota, Dinophyceae, Prorocentrales, Prorocentraceae.